Messenger RNA from Sarcophilus harrisii (Tasmanian devil), 6954 nucleotides. It is a transcript of the gene IL1RAPL1, whose product is annotated as interleukin 1 receptor accessory protein like 1. The record is from RefSeq and is a predicted model, not a curated record. Gene Ontology annotation, biological process: negative regulation of exocytosis; signal transduction. Bases 906 to 2996 code for a protein of 696 amino acids. The transcript is spliced from 11 exons. NCBI's taxonomy places the organism in Eukaryota, Metazoa, Chordata, Mammalia, Dasyuromorphia, Dasyuridae.
UUCAAUCAAAUGAACUGAUCUUGUAGAAACACUGGAAUCAUUUAUGCAUUGCAGUUUCUUUCUCUCCCUCUCUCUCCUUCUUCCUUGGGAUAUUUUGAGUGGAUUGUAUCUAUUAAUCAAGACCUCUUGUUAUAUGUUGCUCCUUUGUCAUUUUCAGUAAAGAUUGGCAUCAUUCAGAGCAAAUGCACAACUGCUUUUUUCCCCCAAAAAUCAUUUUUGGGGGCUGUCGAUGGAGUGCUAGCUAGGACCCAGGAGACAUCCUUCCAAACAGCAGGGGUUGUGUGCUUCCACAUAGCAGUACAGUACAAGGAAAACCCCAUCGGAUCUGUUAUUGCAGGAUACUUGUGAAAUAUACAUAGGAUUCUUUCUUUCUUAUGGCUGCAUCCCGGAUUUGGAAAUUUUACAUGAGCACUAGGAAGCUUUGAAAGACUCCAUGCACAGAGAAGAUUUGCAACCAGGACUACACUUGCCACAGAGCUCACUGACUUGUUCAGUUAUCAUUCCCUUUUCUUUUCUUUAGCUUUUUUCCCCUUUUCUUUUUCUUUUCUCUCCUCUCUUUUCUGUAUCCCUCCUGGUCUGUUUCUCUUUUUUCCCUUAGUCUUUUAUUACUGCUUCACACCUGGAUCGUAUCUUCACUGAACGGGUACUUUGAGAACUAACAGAAGACAGUCUUGUGGGGGAAGAUCUAUAUGGAAUUAUCGGCUUUUAUGGUGAACUUGGCACUUGUGAAUGGGUAUCUUGUUCGCAUUAUUAAUUGCUAGCAAAAAAAAAAAAAAAUCACACACGGGAGUAAAACGUGGAUUCUCUGAAUACGCAUUGUGAUGACCAGCAAUUACCUUGUUGACUGAUAUCAAGAUCGGAAUAUUUUGGAAGACUGUGGGAAACAGCCUUUUAAGAGCUGGAAAAUGAAAGCUCCAAUUCCACACUUGAUUCUCUUAUAUGCCACAUUCACUCAGAGCUUGAAGGUUGUGACCAAAAGAGGUUCAGCUGAUGGAUGCACUGAUUGGUCUGUGGAUAUCAAGAAAUAUCAAGUUUUAGUGGGAGAGCCUGUUCGAAUCAAGUGUGCAUUAUUUUAUGGCUACAUCAGAGCAAAUUACUCCCUUGCCCAAAGUGCUGGACUUAGUUUGAUGUGGUAUAAAAGCUCUGGACCAGGAGACUUUGAAGAACCAAUAGCAUUUGAUGGAACUAGAAUGAGCAAAGAAGAAGAUUCUAUUUGGUUCCGGCCAACGUUAAUACAAGACAGUGGUCUUUAUGCAUGUGUCAUCAGAAACUCCACAUAUUGUAUGAAAGUGUCCAUUUCACUGACUGUGGGUGAAAAUGACACUGGACUCUGCUACAAUUCCAAGAUGAAGUACUUUGAAAAAGCUGAGCUUAGCAAAAGUAAGGAAAUCUCAUGCCGGGAUAUAGAGGAUUUUCUAAUACCAUACAGAGAGCCUGAAAUCUUGUGGUAUAAGGAAUGCAGGACAAAAGCAUGGAGGCCAAGUAUUGUGUUCAAAAGAAAUAUUCUGCUUAUAAGAGAGGUUAGAGAAGAUGAUAUUGGAAAUUAUACAUGUGAAUUAAAGUAUGGAGGCUUUGUUGUUAGAAGAACCACUGAACUCACUGUGACAGCUCCACUGACAGAUAAACCACCAAAACUUUUGUACCCUUUGGAAAGUAAACUGACAAUUCAGGAGACACAGUUAGGCAAUUUGGCUAACCUAACCUGUCGAGCAUUCUUUGGAUACAGUGGAGAUGUCAGUCCUUUAAUUUACUGGAUGAAAGGAGAGAAGUUUAUUGAAGACCUUGAUGAAAAUAGGGUCUGGGAAAGUGACAUUAGGAUUCUUAAGGAACAUCUUGGGGAGCAAGAAGUUUCUAUCUCAUUAAUUGUUGACUCUGUAGAGGAAGGAGAUUUGGGAAAUUAUUCUUGUUAUGUUGAAAAUGGAAAUGGACGCAGGCACGCCAGUGUUCUACUUCAUAAACGAGAACUGAUGUAUACAGUUGAACUUGCUGGUGGGUUGGGCGCCAUUCUGCUGCUGCUUGUGUGUUUGGUGACAGUCUAUAAGUGUUACAAGAUUGAUAUCAUGCUCUUCUAUCGGAAUCAUUUUGGAACAGAGGAAAUUGAUGGAGAUAACAAAGAUUAUGAUGCAUACUUAUCAUAUACCAAAGUGGAUCCUGAUCAGUGGAAUCAAGAAACUGGGGAAGAAGAAAGAUUUGCCCUUGAAAUUCUGCCUGAUAUGCUGGAAAAACAUUAUGGGUACAAAUUGUUCAUUCCAGACAGAGAUUUGAUUCCUACUGGAACAUACAUUGAAGAUGUGGCAAGAUGCGUGGAUCAAAGCAAGCGACUGAUUAUAGUUAUGACUCCUAAUUAUGUGGUAAGAAGAGGCUGGAGUAUCUUUGAACUGGAGACCCGACUUCGAAACAUGCUAGUUACAGGAGAGAUUAAAGUGAUAUUAAUUGAAUGUAGUGAACUUCGAGGAAUCAUGAACUACCAGGAGGUGGAAGCUCUAAAGCACACCAUUAAACUCCUGACGGUUAUUAAAUGGCAUGGACCAAAAUGCAACAAGUUGAAUUCUAAAUUCUGGAAACGUUUACAGUAUGAAAUGCCUUUUAAGAGGAUAGAGCCCAUUUCCCAUGAGCAGGUAUUAGAUGUCAGUGAGCAAGGGCCCUUCGGGGAGCUGCAGACUGUCUCAGCAAUUUCCAUGGCUGCCGCCACCUCCACUGCACUUGCCACUGCCCAUCCAGAUCUGCGCUCCACGUUUCACAAUACGUACCAUUCACAAAUGCGUCAGAAACACUAUUAUCGAAGCUACGAAUACGAUGUACCUCCUACCGGCACCCUGCCUCUUACCUCAAUAGGUAACCAGCAUACCUACUGUAACAUCCCUAUGACACUUAUCAACGGACAGCGGCCACAGACAAAAUCCAACAGGGAGCAGAACCCAGACGAGGCCCAUACAAACAGUGCAAUACUGCCGCUCUUACCACGCGAGACCAGUAUAUCCAGUGUGAUUUGGUGACAGAAAGGAAGGGGCGACUUAGUCCCUUGGAGUAGGAGCUGAGUCUGCAGUCCAGUGCCUGGAACUACAUCCUCGACUGCUGCUGUUAAAACAUGCAUUACAAUCUAUAAAAUACGAGGAAAAACAGGGUCUUGUACAUAUGUUUUUUGCAAUUUAUUUGUAGCAUCAGUGUCUUCCUGUUUUACCAUGUCACUUGCCAUUACAUUUUUUGACUUUGUUUUAUAUGUCAUUGGAAUUUGUAUAUUUACAUUUUUUAAUGAAGAGACUGAUGUAUAGAUAGGAAACCCUUUUUGCUUCAUUAGUAUAAUUUUAGAAUGGGUUUGAUUUCUUUCUGUUUGGGUUUUUUUUUUUUUAACAUUUCUUUGGAGUGCUUGGACAAAGCUAUUUGAUGGGACAAGGACCACCAUAUCCACUUUGCUCUUCUGCCUAGCAACAGCAAGGCCAUGUUGGCCUUCUGAGUGCAAUACAAGGAAUAGCCAAAAUUCCAGUUCAGGAACACAGAUGUGGAGAACACUUGUUCAUAGGAGGGCCCCACCAAUCAGAGCCCUGAAUAUCUUUCUUGUCCUGCCUCAUCCCCACCUCUACCCUUCUAAUGUCAGCAUGGUGUGUGACCCUGCAGAAUGGGAGGGGGUGGGUCUAACUGUCUUAACAUUUAACUCACUGCUUGUCAAAUGACACUCCAGACCCAAAUGUCUACCAGUCACUUUACUGUGACUACUGCUGAGUGCUAAGAAGAUAAGAUCAAGGGCCGGGGUGUUGUUUUGUUUUAAAAUGAGUUGAUGUACCCUUAUAUAUAUAAAGAAAAAAAAAUCAACCUAUAUUUGAUCACUUCCUGGAAAGGCAUGAAUGUGUUUGUGGCUGUUUUUGUUUCAAUAUUCAAUUCCCCUUUUUCCCCUUUAAUUUUUUUCUGCGAAUGAGAUUAUGUGCAAUUGCCAGGCAAGUCAGUCAAAGGGGGUGAAUUGACAUAAAUCAUGAGAUUUAUAUUGAUGGCUUCCAAACCAAAGGGAAGGACUAGGAUGUUAUCAAAUAUGUUUUGUCACAUUGUAUUAUACAAAAUGUUAUUUUCUAAACAGUAAGAGCAAAUCUUUGAAACCUAUUAUGGAGUCCCCUUGUAUUUAAAUGUUAAUUCACUGUAUUUACUUUUCAAUGCUACAUUCAGAAUUGAGCAUUCUUACUUCCUUUGUUUCAGUUUAUAAUAAUAAGUAAAAAUUUUAUCAAUUUCAAGGUGAUUUAAAUGAGAACUCAGGAGGUUAAAACAUGAAUAUUAAUGAAAAUCAAUGUUUUCAAAAUAAACAGUAUUUAUACAAAAGUAAACAUUAAAUCAGACCUGAAAGUGUUUAAAACAAUUAAUUCUACUGAAUAAAGAAUUAGUUUUAUUUUAAAUGUAUCAUUCUAUCUUUCAGAAACACUGAAAGCUUGUUCCAAUGCUCCCAGAAAAUUCAUAUCAUAUAGUUCAGCUGUGUCUGAAAUAAAGGAUAAAAGCUGCUAAUUCAUAUUCAUGUUUUGUAUGGCAAAAUAAAUAAAUAAAUAAAGUCUAUUGUAAAGAAACCUGCAGGGGGCAGAAUUGUAAGAAAACAUUCCCUAUGGGAUUUUUUAGUUUUUUAAAAAAGUACACUGAUAAUAGGAUUUUUAACAUUAAUUUAGGGAUUCAUCAUAGGCAUUUUCAUUACUGUCAGUAAUUGCUGACCAGUGCAAUGGAUGUUGUAUUUUUUUAAAUUUAUUCUUACCAUCGAUAUAAGAAAAUAACCACUCUAAUGUUUUGGUCUCAUUAAUAAGAUAUUAUUUGAUCAGAAAAGAAAGUAAACUACAGUGUAGUUCAUGGGGAAGGGGGCAAGGGCCCAUUGAAAAUGUAUGAAAAAUGAGAAUAAAUGUGAUGUACAAGUCCAAAGGAUCCUGGUACCCGCAUAACAACAAGAUAAAGGUGCUAUGGGAUGUUCAGUAGCUUUUAUUUGCCUAAAAACGUUUAUUUCUCUAACAAUUCCCGUGGGUGCUCCUCCAGUCUGUUCUUUAUUGUGAUGCAUCCCUCUGGACAUGUGCCAAAUUUCAACAAAAUAGACCUGAAGCUGCCAGGACAGAUAAAAUUUAAAAUCAGCUUUGCACAUUUGGUUAUUUUCAGACUCUAAGAAGCCCAUUAUUUUCUUGAUAUUAUGGACACCUGUCAGGAACUGAUGGCAUUUAACUUCAUUGGACUGGAUCCCAUACUCUCCCAAUACACAGAAAACUGAAAGCACUGCAUUGGCCUUUUUUUUUUAAACUGAAGAUGGAAGUGUGAGAAAAAUGUAGAGAAAAUGAUCAGACCACAAUCACAUUUUAGGCAUCCACAAGUGUUUAUUUAGCUGCAUUGGGAGUAUAUUUUUGUUCUAUUUUUAGCACUUUGAAUAGCAUGAUUCAGGGAUUGAUGGGUAAUAUUUGAUAUUCUCACGAUUUAAGAAAAGUUUCUUUUUCUUCUAAUGCGUUGUCAUAUUAUGAAACAAAGGAAUGAAAUAAACAGAGAAGAAGUUAUUGAUGAGUUAAGAAACAUUCCUCCCAAAAUAUUCCUUUUCUAUCAACAGCUCUAUGUGAGAACAAGUGAAGGAAACUGUCAUGUGUUCAUGUGCUCAAUGUUUGACAAAAGUUCUGUUAGAACUCACAAUAAAAAGAGAAAAAAAGUAUUUUUCCUUAGUGCUUAGGCUCUAUCCUUUUUCUUGAUUGGGUUUGGGGAGGGAAAGAGGAGGUUUUCCUAGUUAAAAAACAGAUGAAAUUGUGAAUAUGUUAAUUAAGCUAAAGGGAGAAAGUAGAGAGAGACAGAGAAACAGUGAGAGACAGAAACAGUGACAGAAAGACAGAGACAGAGAGCUAGAGACAGAAACAGAAAGCCACAGAGACAGAUAAACUGACACAGAGAGAGGGAAGAGAAGAAAAGAAAAAAGAAAGAGAAAAAAAGGGAGGGGGGGGGGGGGAAGAGACAGAAACAGAAAUCAGAGAAACAGAAACUCCCUAGCAUAUAGUAUGCUGAUCUUGUGAAAAGUAAGAUGACUAUAUCUUCUUCUUUCAUCAGUUGUUUGAACUUAUUUUUUAUUACUCUUCAGAUAGCUUCUGUCUUCCUCACUCCCAGUAGCCGUUCCUCUUCCUUCCUAGCUAUCUGACCUAUUUGAAGUGUAGUCAGCAUGUAGCUGAUUCCUCCGUAGCUCUGAAGAGUAGAGACAGCCAGAACAUGGCAUUUCCUUCAGCUGAAUUAUUGAUGGGCAAGUAUGUGGUAUUUAUGUUGACUCUCUCUAAAGAAAACCCAAGUAAUGGAUUUGUAUUUCCAACUCUUCUCCAAAUCCCCUUGUACUUCUGCAUCAUCAGCAUUUUAUGAUUUUCACUUUAAGCCUCUGUAUAACAAUUUCACUGGAAGGUCUUUUGCUUUUGUCAUGGCUUUAGUUUUAACUCAACAGAUGCUGCUUUCUUGGAUGCUUCUAUGUUCUCCAUAUCUUCUAAAAAAACAAAAACAUAAGAGCCAACACUCAUGCUUUCUUUUUAAUAAUAUUGUUCUCAGAUAUUUUAUAUACUAGUUUAACUAAACUUUUCCCACAAUAAGAACAACACUCACUUUUUUCUGGAAAAUUAGCUCUAUUCUUUCUUUAGCCAGUAGGGCUGUAGAAGGCUUUUCUAGUGACAAUGUAAUCUAUUUCUGGGAGGGUGUGCUUUGUUUUAUUUUCUUUUAAAUUCCGGUUAUAGUCUUAAAAAGGAAUUUUUUUUGAAAAUCAGGGGAUAAAUCAGCUUUCUGUGAGUGGAAAUAGGAGGAAAUUAUAGUUGGCAUUUUUUAAUUCUAUUAGUUCUAUUAGGAAUCUGCAUUCAAGACUUGGUGUAAUUUCUCAAUUUAAUUGACCUAUUUUGUCAUUAUUCCCUUUGAUUCCUCUUCCCAAAAGACUACUCCCUAACAGUCACUCCUUUAUGUGUUUUUUUCUUCACUAUUAUAUUAUAAGCUUUUUGAGGA